Didymosphaeria variabile is the source of this 1272-nucleotide messenger RNA. RefSeq lists its product as uncharacterized. The coding region runs from base 1 to 1272 and encodes 423 amino acids. Lineage: Eukaryota; Fungi; Ascomycota; Dothideomycetes; Pleosporales; Didymosphaeriaceae. The transcript has a single exon. The record is from RefSeq and is a predicted model, not a curated record.
AUGAACUUCGUCUUGCCUGCUGAUCCCGAGCUAUCCCGCCGUUCGACUGUACCAGGGUCUUCGGAAAACCGGCGCAGUUUGCGUCGAUGGUCCAGUCUCCACGGAUCACAUCCUCCGAGCGCAGUCUCCUCUGAGCCCAUAUCGCAGCGAGGCUUCUCUCGAGAAGCAACUUGGCAGACCAUAUCCCGAUCUAGUGAAUCAACCUAUGAGCUCCCUGCCUUGGAUUCAGAUCUUCAAGAGUGGUGCACCACGCUUCUGGAUUUCAUCGACCAAGAUGACUUUGAGAUUGCAGCACCAUCUGGAGAUAGUUCUGGUGACCAUGAUGAAGAUCGAAGCUGGACGACGGACACUGCAGGAUCGCUACCACGUCUCAGCAGUACAGGUGUGCAAGAAUCGGCAACGCUGCAUAGUCGUACCGCUAUCAAGCAACGUCGCCGGAAGGUGACCGUUUUCGCUCUGCCCGAUGCUUCGUUGGUGGAUCUGGUAGCAUCUUCGGCUGAAUAUACAUAUGAGGCGCACUCUCAUCCUAGAUCUUCCGUAGGAGACUUUGCACUACCGUCCAGCAACACGUUGAUGACCGGAAAAUCAGGAGGAUACCGACAUGAGCCGCAAGCUGCAGGUAAUGGACGGGCACCUCCGAAUCACGAUCAAGACACGCUCAGAAUCCUCGAAGGCAAUGGGCCAUUUAUACUUGACGCGAGGGACAUCAGCCGCUCCCAGUUCCAGGAAAUACGACAUGGCGCCGAAGAUAAUUCCAGUUUGGAAAGCCCCGUGCGCCUGCAAUUGAUGCCUCGUGGAGAUGUCGUUGAUGGAAAUGCGGUAGAGCGACAGGUCCACCCAUGGACUUCUGGGGUGUUCAACGAGCUGGGAGAGGACAUCGUAUGGUUUCUUGACAAUAUGGGGGAUGAAACCGCUGCUACUGGAGGAGAAGGACUGCCCUCGCCUGCGGAUGCUCAACACUGGUCCGACACUGAGAGCAAUCAUGCAGCAGAGCAUUCGGAAAACGAGUUGGAAGGCGAGAUCUUGUCGUUGCUUGAUGGCCUGCAGGGUUUACCCCAUGGAGGCAAUGGAGAAGGUCAGUCCUCGCGUGAGGAUGCUCAACUCGGGCUCGAAGUCGAGCGCGACCAUGUAGUGGAGCAUCCAGAAGACCGAUCUUCGAGCCUGAUGGCCACGCCACCACCUCCACCAAUCGUUCUUCCUGCUCGCACUGGGAGCAAGAAGAAGCGCUUCGGACGGCUUGGGCGCUGGUUGAAAAAGAUCGUAACGCGCUAG